Molecule: messenger RNA, 1291 nt
Organism: Kockovaella imperatae
Lineage: Eukaryota; Fungi; Basidiomycota; Tremellomycetes; Tremellales; Cuniculitremaceae
Product: chaperonin 10-like protein
Exons: 7
Coding region: 63-1133 (356 amino acids)
Molecular function (GO): oxidoreductase activity
Source: RefSeq, a predicted model, not a curated record
CGUCACAAACAAUUUCCUUUCGACGUCGCUCAAGGCCUGUCCAUAUCACACACCUCGUAACGAUGGCGACUGACAUACCAAAUCAGAUGAAGGCGUUGAGGAUCCACGGCGUGGGAGAAAAAUACUACAAGUUGGAGCAAGUUGACGUGCCUUCGCCCAAAGGAUACGAAGCCCUGAUCAAGGUUGGAGCUGCGGGACUUUGUCACACCGAUAUGAUGUUGUUCACUGGCGAGUUCAAGACUGACAAGUACCCCUUGAUUGGGAGUCAUGAACCUGCUGGGACGGUCGUCGCCCUAGGGGAGGACGCAAAAGGGACCGUGAAGAUUGGUCAAAGAGUCGCCGGGAUGCUUCAUCGUGACGUCUGUGGUGAAUGCACAGAUUGCAAAGCUGGUCUACCAAAAUACUGUCCGAACUCUCUCUACACCGGUAUCACGACCAACGGAGCCUUUGCAGAGUAUGAGAUCCUUGAUGCAAGGUAUCUCGCUCCCAUCCCGGACGAAAUGUCGUUUGAGCAGGCUGCACCGAUGACCUGUGCCGGAAUCACCAUCUAUACAGCUAUCAAAAAGGCGAAAUUGAAGCCUGGACAGAUUCUCGCGAUCAGCGGUCUCGGGGCAUUGGGUCAUCUUGGUGUCCAAAUGGCCAAAGCGAUGGGCCUCACUGUCGUCGGCAUCGACGCUCGUCCCGAACCAAUAGCCAUGACUGAGGGUCUCAGACUCGCCCCUGAUCUCUGCAUAGACGCCACGAGCCUUAAAGCUGAAGAGGCAGUCGAGGAGAUUCACAAGCUCAGACCCAAGGGCUACGAAGGGUGGAAAGGAGCUGAUGCCACAAUCCUCACAUCCGAUCCGCUAUCUGCUCAACGCUACGCAAUGGAUAUCACCAGACGUCAUGGUACAUACGUGGUAGUCUCGCAACCUGACGACCUCCGUUUCACCUAUCAAGAUAUCAUCUUUAAAGACCUCACGAUCAUCGGCUCCCUCCACGGUUGGACCGAAGAUUUAAAGGAGUGUCUAGAUCUGGCUGCAAAGCAUGGCAUCAAGUCCGAACUGAGUUGCUACAAGCUUGAUAAGCAUGAGGAGAUGGUAGACAGUGUACAUGAUUCGAAGAGGAAAGGCAAGAGUGUUUUAGUCUUUUGAGUACAGGAACUUCGGAUGAGCAGAUGCAAAUGCCCAGAGAGCGGAGGGGGGCAAGGGGGGGGGGAUGCGACCAUCCAAGUUUCCAAGCAGCUGUCUUAGUCGUUCCAAUGCUUACAACCCGCCUUUUGUAAGUCAACCGUAGUCGAUAUGAAUGCAAC